AUGGCAGCACAGGAAUAUUAUACGGGCACUCAGGGUGCGCAAGAGCUCCCAAGCCAUGACAACCCAAAUCUGUAUUCGCAACCAUCACAACUACCGCAACCUCAGCAUCAACAACCUCAACCAUAUCCGCGCCAACACUUUAAUGCUCCGACUUACGCGGAAACGCCUCCACCAUCCUACUCGCUAUACCCUCAACAACCAAUUCAACAACAGCAAAUGCAGGUAUACCAUCCCCCUCAGCAGCAGCGACCCGCGAAAGGACCGCAGACAACGACUGCGCCGUACCCACAAACUUCACCUGCCAUGCCAUACUUCCCACCUCCACCGCAACAACAAAACGGUUACCUAGGUGCACCUGUUCAGCACGUCCGAAGCCAUUCGCAGCCCGCACGCGUCCACUUCGCAGACCAGGAGUCCGAUCGUAGUACCGAUGUAGGCUCGAUAUCAGAUAGCGAUGAAUCGCCACGACCGCAACAGCGACAUCGUCGGCAUCACAGUCACAGUCACGACGCAGAUUACAGCGAUCGAGAGCGCGACCGCGGCCACAGACAUACUAAAACAGAUAAGAAAGACCGCAAAAUCAGAGACACUUUUCUCGGCGCCGGCGCGGGAACAAUCAUUGGCGAUGUCAUCUUUCCUGGCCUAGGCACGGCUGCUGGGCUGCUCCUCGGCGGUUACAGCGGGCGCAAGUACGCGGAACGGUCGAAGAGCGAGGAUCCGCCACAUCAUCAUAGACAUCGAGACGCGUACCGGGACGGCAAAGAAGAAGGUCGGCGAGACCGGAGGAGGAGGAGAGAUGACUACGACGAUAGCGAGGGCGAGUACAAGAGAUCUAGCAAGGCGCAUAGAAGACGCGGUGGAGGUGAGGGUUGGGACGAGAGGAGUGCGACGUUCAAAAAAGGGACGGCUGUGCGGUGA
Molecule: messenger RNA, 918 nt
Organism: Cucurbitaria berberidis CBS 394.84
Lineage: Eukaryota; Fungi; Ascomycota; Dothideomycetes; Pleosporales; Cucurbitariaceae
Exons: 1
Coding region: 1-918 (305 amino acids)
Source: RefSeq, a predicted model, not a curated record